Messenger RNA from Drosophila willistoni, 5857 nucleotides. RefSeq names its product S phase cyclin A-associated protein in the endoplasmic reticulum (gene ssp3). The transcript is spliced from 11 exons. NCBI's taxonomy places the organism in Eukaryota, Metazoa, Arthropoda, Insecta, Diptera, Drosophilidae. Bases 658 to 5811 code for a protein of 1717 amino acids. The record is from RefSeq and is a predicted model, not a curated record.
AGAAACAGCUGUUUCUUGUUUGGCCCGUGGCCGUACACAAAUGUAAUUGAAAAACAAAACCAAACAAAAGAAAAAAGUUCUAAAAAACGUGGAGUGAAUUACAAAAGUGUGGGUGGAGUGCGACUUUUCGUUCAGUCAUAUUUUGUUUUUCUUAGCAAGCUGACAGCAGAGACCCAAUAUACAGACAAAAUCUAAAACUCGGCUCACACCUGCCGCGCUCCCUGAUCAACCGUGGCCCAAAGGGGGCUUAGCCAAAUGACUAAAUGGCCGCCAACAAGAACUAAUCCUAUUUAGGCCAACACCUUUCUAAUUACAACAACAAUAGAACAAUGUGCUGCAGUCAAAGUUUGUGAAACGAAUUUGCAUUUCGCAACCCCAAUUCGGAAGAAGCAGAAAAUUGAGUAUAAAAAUAGCAUUAAAUGGAAUUAGGGGUUAAACUAAAAAAUAAUCAAGUCAAUUAUCAAUUGAAAUUCAGCAGUCGAUUGAAGUUGGAGUAGGCUGACUAAAAAAACUGACAAAUAAUUUUACUGGAGACGAGAAAACCCAAUUAAAGACGAACAGCUGCAGGUCUGCGUAGGUGAGUGAGACGCCAGCAGCAACGCCACCGACUGCCGCACACACACACACACACACACAUACCAUAAGAGCUCCCCAACAAUGGAAAUGCGCGAAGUAUUAAGCCGGGAGGGGCGAGAGGCAAAGAAUUUGCUAGUUUACCAGUUUUGUGAUGAGACAACAACAAAUUCAGCUGCAAGUGGAGGCGGCGGCGGCGUCGUCAAUAUGAACGGUGACUGUCGCAAGCCACCCAAAUCGCCCACAUCCAUGGCCUCUGCUGCUCGCAUCAAACAAUCAGCUGGUGGUAGUGUUAGCGGAAAUUCUGGCAGCGCCUCAAAUGGUGGACCACGUGUGCGUAGUGCCUCCACCGGCAGGGAUAAGAAAUCGGAACUACAGGCUCGUUACUGGGCCCUUCUGUUUGGCAAUUUGCAACGGGCAGUGAAUGAGAUUUAUCAAACGGUUGAGUGCUAUGAGAAUAUAUCCAGUUGCCAGGAGGCAAUCCUUGUGCUAGAGAAUUAUGUGAGAGAUUUCAAGGCUUUAAGCGAAUGGUUCAAGGUCUCCUGGGACUAUGAGUCACGACCAUUGCAACAGCGACCGCAGAGUCUGGCCUGGGAGGUGCGUAAAAGUAAUCCCACGCCCAGAGUGCGUACCAAAAGCCUUUGUAGUCCCAAUAAUUCGGGCAAAUCAAGCCCAGCUUUGUUUCUAAGUGGUUGCUGUCAUUCCGGUAAGACUUCACCCUGUUGUCCCGGAGCCUGUGCUGUUGAUGGUCAGUCCCAGUCGCCAAGAAAAAUGCUGCGUGCCUUUGAUCAAGUGCCAAAAGGUUCUAUGCGAGUUAAUGUAAGGGAAUUAUUUGCGGCUAACAAGAAAUCAGUACAGGAUGAACCAGUGGAUCUAAGUGCUGAGAAACCAUUUGUACAUAUGAUGAAUACCCAGUAUUCUCAAACAGAUCUAGAGGAUCCGCAUCUGACAUUGGCCGAUAUAAGAGAAAAAAUGCAAAGAGAGGCUGAGGAAAGAGAAGCCCAGGAAAAGGAAAUCCAAGAGAAAGUGGAGUUGGAGGAUCUACUGCCAGCAUCAGUGGAGCCGAAGGAGGAGGAACUUACAAUAGAUAAGCCAGCAGAGCCUACUGCCCUGGAAAUGACUGUAUCCACUUUGGAGGCCAUGGAAAAUGCUCUGCUUUCAGAACAAGCCAACAAAGAGCCCACUCCUCCGACUACAACGCUUAAGCCAGUUGAAGAAUUAACCAAGAAUCUUAAACCCUUGAAUCCCAUCAGUGCGAAUAUUGUGCAAAAUAGUCCUUUAAAAUAUUCCAGUGUUCUCAAUCGACCCCUAAAGAAAACCAUUAAUAAUCCAAGUGGCCCAACAUUGGCUAAGACUAUGCCAAAAACUGCCACACCCAACACUGCCAACAAAUUUUUGCCUGCUAAUGGAUUAAAGCGUAAUCCAGUGAAACCUGCCAUGGCGGCUAAGACAGGUCGGUCGAAUGCUAUACCAUCCCGACCUUCCAGCAAAACAGAGAGCUAUGGUCCGCCAACAAAUGUGGCCAGUCGUUUAUCUGCCCGCUCUCGCACCAUGCUAGAGAUGAAUGGGCAGCAGAAGCAGCAGUUACCAGCAACUAGCGCUAAGCCCAACGGAAUAAUCAAAAGAGCAUCAUCUACACUUCUGCCGAUUGCCACCAGGAAACAUGCAUCCAACUCGAAAUUGAAUUCACGCGAAGACAUAGCCAGCUCUACUUCCACUCUAAAAGCCAGCAAUGAGCAGCUCACAAAGAGUUCCCAUAGACAUGAGGAAAGACAUUCCGAACCCAAACAUCAGCAGGCAUCUGAUGCAAAUGAUGGUUGGUUGACGGUCAAGAAUCGUCGGCGCAGCAGUAUGCAUUGGUCAAAUAGAUUCAAUCAGCCAACGGGCUAUGCCAGUCUGCCAACUUUGGCCCUACUCAACGAGCAGCAGCAGCAGCAGCAACAACAACAGCAGCUGCAGCAUCAAAAUCAAAAGUCCGAUGAUGAGAACAACAAACAGAAAGCCAACAAAAUAUCUCCAUCAAGUGGUGCCAAGUCCAACAAUUCAACCAAGAUAUUGACUAGUAAGGCAACUAAAUCAUUAGCUAGACCAGAAAUCAAAAAUGCCAAGGCCAAAGUGAAUUCAUUUCCUGCCCAACGUCCAAGCGCUCAAGUCAAGAAACCAGAAAAGAAACCAUUAGCUUCAGCUUCAACGACGAUAGGGACUCCUGGUGUACCUUCAGUAGCUGCCACCAGUAGUAGUACUCGUAGCAGCAGCAAUAACAGUGCCACAACGGGACGCUCUACUAUUAUUAAACGUCAAAAAUCGGAUCUUACUGGCCUUAAAAUGACUUCUCUCCACAAGGAGUAUAUGCGGAGUGAGAAGAACGCUUUGAGAAAACAGCAACAAAAAAUGGAGCAAAAACAAAGCCAGAGUAGCUCUUCAUCUGCAGAAACUGUCGUCGACUGCAUUAAUGAUGAGCACAACAAAAUUGAUAUUAAAAUCCAAACUAAUUGUGAAUUCUCCAAGACAAUUGGCGAGCUCUAUGAGAGUAUUGCCCACUGCAAGUUACCAAAUGGAGUUUGCCUUAAGCCGCCAAAUGCUUCAUGCUUAUUAAGUGCCUGCGAUGAAAAUGAUGAACCAGAGAAUACCGAUGACAAUGAUGAGGAGCAUAAUGAGAGGAUUUUGGUGCAAGUGCAGGAAUCUUUAGAACGUCAAAUACGUGAACUGGAGCAAACGGAAAUUGAUGUCGAUACUGAGACGGAUGAGACAGAUGCCGAAGUCCAGCUGGAGGAGCCAGAAGAUUGUCUUAAUGAGGCUUUAGAUGAUACCUCCUCUGGUGUGUUUGUGACCAUGAGCGAUGAUGAUAAUAAUGCUAGUUUGGAGUCGCGAUAUCAAGCCCUUCUAUCUGAUAUGUCUUGGAAUGAACGAGCCGAGGCAUUGGCCACCCUUCAGGCCUAUGUGGCUCGUCAUCCUGGUCGUGCUCAGGAAUUGCAUCAAAAAUUAUCAUCACCUUCGCGUCGACGUUCGCUCCAGGAGACAUUAAAAAAGUAUCAAGCCAAACAGGCAAGAGCCCAACAAAAACGAGCCCUGCUCCAGCAGGAAAAGGCGGCCAAAUUGCAGCAGCUCUUCGCACGCGUAGAAGAUGUUAAGGCAGCCAAGAAACAACUUAUCGAAGAUAAACGCCUAAAGAUGCAGGGACGUCUUCAAAGAGCAGCCGAAAACCGUGAACAAUAUCUUAAGCAGAUCAUUGAAAAGGCUCAUGAUGAGGAGAAAAAAUUGAAGGAAAUCAACUUUAUUAAAAACAUUGAAGCACAAAAUAAACGCUUAGACUUACUAGAGUCCUCCAAGGAGACAGAGGGACGGCUGCAGGAGAUCGAACAGGAGCGCCAGAAACGUGUAGAGGAAAAAUUGGCCAAAGAGGCAGCUGUCGAGCGUCGUCGACAGGCAUUGGAAAAGGAGCGUAUUCUCAAACUAGAGAAAAUGAAUGAAACGCGUCUGGAGAAGGAACAACGCAUUGGCAAAAUGCAGGAACAAAAGGAACGUCAACGCCAGGCUUUGGCCAGGGAGAAGGCUCGUGAUCGUGAGGAGCGUCUGUUGGCUCUGCACAUGCAGAAACAGCAGACCACCGAGGAGCUUCAAAGAAAAAUUCUACACAAACAAAUGGAAUCGGCUCGCCGUCAUGAGGAAAACAUUGAACAGAUCAGACAAAGAGCUGUGGAACUGACCAUGCCAUCAUCAAGACAGCAGGAUGGCGAAAAUGGCGGACGUACUGAUCAGGAGAAUGACGAUGAUGAUAUAUUCAAUGGCAAUAGGAGUAGCACAACAAACGAAGAUGGUGAUGUAUCCUCCACAAUAUCAGAUGUGGUAGGAGGCAGUGGACAUUCGAGAAGCUAUAAGAAAAAAAUGAAGAAGCUAAAGCAGAGAAUGAACCAAUGUGCCGUGGAGUAUUUGGAGGGUCUGGAAGAACUGCCAGCUCACGUCAAACGUGAGAGUACAGUGCCCAAAUUUGUUAAUCUUGUGAUGAAAGGUGGUGGAGCUCAGGGUCUAGAUCGUGUCCUUGGCAAUCUUUUACGUGUCAUACCCAAAGCUCAGGCAUUUGAUUUUCAAGCUUUCCUCUCCAUGGAUGGUCUAGGUGUAUUGGCCACGCAUGUCAUUAGCAAAGGUCUAGAAGACAACUCUGAAAUAUCCAGAAAAUCUGUUACAUUGGCCGUACAAUUAUAUCGCAAUGCCUGCUCAGUGUGUCCUCAAAUAGCUCGUCAUGCUCUCUUGGGCAAUUCCAUAACCAUACUCUUUGAUGCCAUCAAUAAGAGCUUUCAGUUACCCGAAGAAAAAUCACCACAACAUCCGGUCGAGUUAUCCACCGAGCUAAUGCUGGCAUGCACCGAGGCGCUAUCAUCGAGCUAUGUGAAGAAAAACACCCACCCUAAAGUACCGGAACGCCUACCGGACAUGAUAAACUAUGCCGUGGUCACUGGUCUCAUAGAAAUCCUCUCCCGUCGUUGUAUGAAGGUCCGUGAAUCCAUUGAGCAGAAUCAAAGUGUCAUGUUGAGCCUAUUGACCACUUUAGGGUUCCUUUCCCGUUUCCUUGAUGUGUGCCAGCCAGGUCCUGCUGAUCCGACACGUUUGCUAAGUGCGGCCAAGUCAACUGAACUCUUUGGUACAGUGUCCAUGUUGUAUGGCUGCGUGGUGCCUCUAGGUGAUUGCAUUCCACCGCGCACGACCGCCUUGGCGGCAUCAACGUUUAAUCUUUACGUGUCGCUGGCCGCCAUCGAUGUGAACACUUUUCAGGAGGCCCUUUCGGUGGAAGCUCCCCAGUCGCUAAAGCUGCUCGAUGUGAUGUCCAUGAUCCUGAAUUGUAGUACGAAUCAACCGACAACGACAUUUAAUAGAACCAACGAGACGACUGGCAUGUUGAUCGAUUUAAUUGCCUCGCUGGCCUUUUACACCAUGAACAAUCGUCGGCAUCAGGAAUUAUUAAUAAGCGAACAAUAUGCAGUGAUUUUUAAGAUAAUGGCCAAAAUGCCAACACAAUUCAAUCCGGUUAUAUAUCCAUUUUUGGUAAUCAUGUGCUUUAACAAUCCAACAGCCAAGCAGCUAAUAUCCAAAGAUUUUGAUCUAGGGUUUCUCGAUGAGUAUAGCAAAUCGGAGGCAGCUAAACGUAAUCGUUUAAUACAAAUGAUGCAUACCAGACAAAAGGAUAAAGCCAACAAUAAUAGCAACAACAACAGCAGCAGCAAAGUAAAAAUCGAGCCCUAAGUGCGUGCUAAUUACUUUUACUUAAAUAUAUAUACUUAAAACUGGA